Messenger RNA from Cinclus cinclus, 1079 nucleotides. Its product is annotated as putative methyltransferase DDB_G0268948. The record is from RefSeq and is a predicted model, not a curated record. NCBI's taxonomy places the organism in Eukaryota, Metazoa, Chordata, Aves, Passeriformes, Cinclidae. Gene Ontology annotation, molecular function: S-adenosylmethionine-dependent methyltransferase activity. The transcript has 6 exons. The coding region runs from base 16 to 831 and encodes 271 amino acids.
CCAGGUCAGCUCAGCAUGGCCACCCAGAUGUUCGAGGGCAGAGGGCAUGCGGCCGUCUACCAGAAAUACAGGUUUGCACCGGGCAAAGAGCUGCAGCAGACCAUCCUCUCCUACCUGCAGGAGAAGAAGGCAAUCCCUGCGGAGCUGGCGGUGGAUGUGGGCUGUGGGUCUGGACAAGGCACCCACUUCCUUGGGGAGCACUUCAAGAAGGUGGUGGGGACGGACAUCAGCGAAGCACAGAUCCAGGAGGCCAAGGACACGCCCUGCAUGCCCAACAUCUCCUACCUCGUGUGCCCUGCAGAGGAGCUGCCGUUCCAGGACGGCUCCGUGGAUGUCCUGACGUCGUUCACGGCCGCGCACUGGUUCCACGUGGAGAAGUUCAUGAGGGAGGCCGAGCGGGUGGUGAGGCCGGGCGGCUGCGUGGCCAUCAGCACCUACACCGUGGACAUGAGCCUGCGCUACGGAGACUGCUCCGAAAAACUCACCAAAAUCUUCAGGGAGUGCUGGGACGAGAUUUUAAAAUACUCACAUAGUAGACUAAAAUAUGUCUUGGACAACUACAAAGAGAUCUUUGAGGCCUUGCCAUUCCCAGACAAGAAGAGAGUCACUGAUAUCUACGACCCAAUUCCCAUGACUGUUGAGGGUGUGGUUGGUUACAUGGAGUCUGCCUCUCCAUAUCAAACCUUUAAGAAGAAUGAUCCUAAAGCUGCAACAUCCCUCCUCCAGGAGACUGAAAAGAGGAUGCUGGAGACAAUGGGGGUUUCCUCUCGUGAGACCCCAGUGGAGUUCUGGGUGAGGCACGUCUGCGUGCUGGGCUGCAAGGGACGCUGAGAGAGCAAACCCUUCUCCUGAUGUGGUGCUACAAUGGAAGGAGAAGGUGGAUUGUCUCCUAAAAGCCUGCUUGCAACUGCUCUCAAUCCUUGGGAAUAUUGGUGCUGAUUUUGCUGAUUGAAAUUUUGGUCUCCUGUGGAAAGCAGAUGGGGGUUUAUGCCCCUCAGGUUCCUGUCCACCUUGGUCGUGCCCAGUGCUGCUCCCUUAGCACUGGAAGUGUCCCAUUGUGGGCUGCUGCUUUAAUAAUG